Cydia fagiglandana is the source of this 1943-nucleotide messenger RNA. It is a transcript of the gene JhI-21, whose product is annotated as large neutral amino acids transporter small subunit 2. The record is from RefSeq and is a predicted model, not a curated record. NCBI's taxonomy places the organism in Eukaryota, Metazoa, Arthropoda, Insecta, Lepidoptera, Tortricidae. Gene Ontology annotation, biological process: amino acid transmembrane transport. Gene Ontology annotation, molecular function: L-amino acid transmembrane transporter activity. The transcript is spliced from 7 exons. Gene Ontology annotation, cellular component: membrane. Bases 255 to 1688 code for a protein of 477 amino acids.
CCCUGUCAGUGUCAGUCCCUCGAACACGAGCCGCCGUGUGGCCGACUCGGUAAUGUCUGACGUCAAUGCAACAUUGCCUAUUCCGGUUCCGUAAAAAAUGGUGACAGAAAGUGAUUCAGUCUUGUAAGAGAGCCCGCGGCGAGGUGUCGUAGUAACGUAGUUGCUAAUCACAGCCGGCGCGGACUACCGGCGGAGCGCGAUUGCGUCUAACCUGCCCACGUGCGUUUGGCGUUUACGCGAUUGAUUUUUGCGGAAUGGGUGAACAGACGCACGCCGGCGGCGAAAAAGUGGUUUUGAAACGUAAAAUAACACUGUUCAAUGGAGUGGGGAUUAUUAUUGGGACGAUCAUCGGCUCCGGCAUUUUCAUUUCUCCCGCGGGAGUUUUCAACAACACCGGAUCGGUAGCAGUCUCCCUGCUAAUAUGGGUGGUCUGCGGAGUCCUAUCCACGCUCGGAGCCCUGUGCUACGCGGAGCUCGGCACCUCCAUAACCCGAUCCGGCGGGGAUUACGCCUACAUCCACGCAGCCUUCGGUCCGCUGCCCGCGUUCCUGCGCAUGUGGAUAGCGCUGCUGAUCAUCAGGCCCACGACGCAGGCCAUCGUGGCGCUGACCUUUGGCCAUUACGUGGUCAAGCCCUUCUUUCCGGAGUGUGAGCCGCCGCAGGACGCCGUUAAGUUGCUGGCCGCUGUCUGUCUCUGUAUCCUGACGGCCAUCAACUGCAUCAGCGUGAGGUGGACCAUGCGGAUCCAGGAUGUGUUCACCUCCUCCAAGCUCUUCGCACUCGUGGUCAUCAUCAUCUCGGGACUAUACUACAUCUGCAUCGGGCACACGGAAAACUUUGAAAACGCAUGGGAGGGCCAGUACACAGCUGGGACUGUGGCGCUGGCCUUUUACUCUGGUCUCUUCGCCUUCGGGGGCUGGAACUACCUCAACUUCGUCACCGAAGAGCUACAGGAUCCGUACAAGAAUCUCCCGCGAGCUAUAUGGAUCGCCAUGCCCAUGGUCACCAUCAUCUACGCGAUGGCCAACGUCGCCUACUUCGCUGUCGUUAGCAAGGAAGAGAUGAAGUUUGCUGUAGCUGUGAAAUUCGGCGAACGCCUCUUCGGUGCUUGGAGCUGGGUGAUCCCCGUGUUCGUGGCUCUCUCGACGUUCGGCGGCGUGAAUGGCGUGCUGUUCACGUCCGCCAGGCUGUUCGCGACUGGCGCGCAAGAGGGACACAUGCCGGCUUUCUUCUCGCUCUUCCACGUAAAGCGCCAGACCCCCAUACCCUCGCUCUUAUUCACGUGUCUAUUCUCCCUACUGAUGCUGUCAACGAGCAACGUCCUGGCGCUGAUCAACUACUUCUCCCAAACCCUGUGGCUGUCCGUGGGCGCGUCCGUGGUGGGCAUGCUGUGGCUCCGGCGCACGCGCCCAGACAUCCCGCGCCCCAUCCGCGUGCACCUCGCCAUCCCCUUCACGUUCCUCAUCGCUAUCGGCUUCCUCGUCUUCGUCCCGGCCAUAUACCAACCCAAGGACACUGCUAUAGGAGUCGCGUUACUCCUCAGCGGAAUACCCGUUUAUUACAUCGGCGUCAGAUGGCAGUCGAAGCCGGAAUGUUACCACUCACUCUCCGGAUGCGUUUUAAGGCUUUUUCAAAAACUAUGUUCCUGUAUUUACGUAGAGUCGAAUGAGAAAAUGGCACAAGGAUGAAUGAAAGUGAUGAGUAAUGUAAUAAUAUACUUAAAGGACCAACGAUUUAUGUACCUAUAUGUAUGCUUACAUGUUAUGAAUAUUGUGGGUACUGUAGAAUGAGAAAUAUCUGUGAUUGUGCUUCCCAAAUUGGGAAUUCCAAUAGGCAGAGGGCCGUCCUUUCAUUAUGUUACGUACCUAAAUGUGUUUUAUCAUAAACCACACAUAACAGUAUUUUAGGUAAACUCAAGGUAAACGACAAUUUAUUAAAUGCCA